AGCAACCAGACGAUCAGUUCUAUCCUCGAAAUUGGGGACGUCGCGUAUCAAAAGAGCUCUGCUGUGACUGUUUUUUGUGUGAGAAAACCGCAGUCCGCAUGUGAAAAACCCCAACGCGCGUGUGGAAAAACUACCAGUUAGCGGAGGAGUGUGCCAAUCGGAUUUCGGCGAAAGUACUAGCCGGCCGAAGUGGAAGAUAAUCCAUCCCGCCUAACCGCAAGCUGUAGCGGUUCAGCAAAGAAAAACAUUGAAGUUGAUAAGUCGAUUGUCUGGUACGCAGUUCACCUGGAUUCAAUUUCCAACCCUGCACAUAGUUAAAAGCUUUAGCGAGCCAUCCGGUCCAACCCGCACCAGAAUGGGAUCGAUGUUCCGAAGCGAAGAGAUGGCCCUGUGCCAGAUGUUCAUCCAACCGGAAGCGGCCUACACAUCUGUAUCGGCACUGGGUGAGAUCGGAGCGGUUCAGUUUCGCGACCUGAACGCGGACGUCAACGCCUUCCAGCGGCGGUUCGUCAGCGAGGUACGCCGCUGUGACGAAAUGGAACGAAAAAUCCGCUACGUAAAGGCCGAAAUGAAAAAGGAUAACAUUAAGAUAGCGGACAUCUACGAGGACCUACCGUACGCGCCGAAUCCACGCGAGAUCAUCGAUCUGGAGGCACACCUGGAGAAGACGGAAAGUGAAAUCAUGGAACUGUCACAGAAUGCGAUUAACUUGAAGUCCAACUUUCUCGAGCUGACGGAGCUGAAGAAUGUGCUGGAGAGAACGGACAGCUUUUUCUCCGAACAGGAGGAUGCUGCCAACUUGGAAGCUACCAGGAACAAUCUGAUCAUUGACGAUACGGCGAACGCUCGCGUUGGUGGUCAUCUGGCUUUUGUGGCCGGCGUUAUCCAGCGGGAGAAGGUACCCGGCUUUGAACGGAUGCUGUGGAGAAUUUCUCGGGGAAAUGUUUAUCUGAGACAGGCGGAAUUGGAGAUACCCUUCGAAGAUCCAUCUACGGGCAGCAAAAUCUACAAAACCGUGUUCGCCGCUUUCUUCCAAGGUGACCAACUGAAGGCCAGAAUCAAAAAAGUUUGCACAGGUUACCACGCUUCGCUCUAUCCAUGUCCCAGUUCGGCGGAAGAGCGCGACGAAAUGGUGAAAGGUGUUCGCAUCCGGUUGGAAGAUUUGAACAUGGUUCUCAACCAAACCCAGGAUCAUCGUUCGAGGGCACUGGCCACGGUCGCGAGGGAACUGCCACGUUGGCGGAUCAUGGUGAAGAAAAUGAAGGGAAUCUAUCAUACGCUGAAUCUGUUCAACAUGGACGUGACGAAGAAGUGUUUGAUCGGUGAAUGCUGGGUUCCGGUGUUGGAUCUGCCGCUGGUACAGAAAGCUUUGACGGAGGGAUCGGCUGCGGUUGGAAGUACUAUACCGUCGUUUUUGAAUGUUAUUGGAACGGAUGAAGCCCCACCGACGUUCAAUAGGACCAACAAGUUUACGCAAGGUUUUCAAAAUUUGAUCGAUGCCUACGGUAUUGCUUCUUAUCGGGAGGCAAAUCCGGCUCUGUAUACGACAAUAACUUUCCCGUUUUUGUUCGGUAUUAUGUUUGGGGAUUUUGGUCACGGAAUAAUAAUGGCUUUGUUUGGGUUUUGGAUGGUGAGCGGUGAGAAAAAGUUGGGCAUGAAAAAAUCUACCAAUGAAAUAUGGAACAUUUUCUUCAGUGGGCGCUACAUAAUCCUACUCAUGGGAUUGUUCUCCAUGUACAACGGUUUCAUGUACAACGACGUGUUUUCUAAAUCGAUGAACAUUUUCGGAAGUUCGUGGAGCAUCCACUAUAACACGUCCACUGUAAUGAGUAAUAAGGAGUUAGUUCUGAACCCCAGUUCAUCUGAUCUGAGUGCCCGCCGUAUUUAUCCGGUCGGAUUGGAUCCGGUAUGGCAGCUCGCUAGUAACAAAAUUAUUUUCCUGAAUUCCUAUAAGAUGAAACUGUCGAUCAUUUUCGGCGUGGUUCAUAUGAUAUUCGGAGUCUGCAUGAGUGUAGUGAAUUACAACUUUUUCAAAAGACGCAUCAGCAUCGUACUGGAAUUCCUGCCUCAGAUUAUUUUCCUGGUUCUACUGUUCGCAUACAUGGUGUUCAUGAUGUUCCUGAAGUGGAUCCAGUACACGGCCAAAACCGACUUCCAACCGCAUACGCCGGGAUGUGCUCCCUCGGUUCUGAUCAUGUUCAUUAACAUGAUGCUGUUUAAAAAGUCCGAACCGUUGCAUGGUUGUGAGGAGUACAUGUUCUCCUUCCAGGGUACGCUGCAAUUGACGUUCGUUUUCAUCGCCCUUAUUUGUAUUCCAUGGAUGUUGUUGGGGAAACCUUUAUACAUAAUGUUUAGUAAGAAGAACAAGGAGCCUCAUCAGAACGGCAGCAUCAAUACACCAAUCGAAGAAACGGAAGCAGCGAAAUCGGCCGCUGUAGUUCCGGCCGAGCACGAAGAGGAACCGAUCAGCGAAAUUUUUAUCCAUCAGGCAAUCCAUACGAUUGAAUAUGUGCUGAGCACUGUGUCGCACACGGCGUCCUAUCUGCGUCUGUGGGCACUUUCACUUGCCCAUGCUCAACUAUCGGAAGUUUUGUGGAAUAUGGUUCUUUCCAUAGGACUGAAGCAAGACUCCUACAAGGGAGCAAUCAUGCUUUAUUUGGUAUUUGGGGCGUGGUCCUUCUUCACUUUGACAAUUCUCGUUAUGAUGGAAGGACUUUCAGCGUUCCUGCACACGCUGCGUCUACAUUGGGUCGAGUUCAUGAGCAAAUUUUAUCAAGGAUUAGGAUACGUUUUCCAGCCGUUUUCCUUCAAACUGAUCCUCGAUAGUGAUGACGACAUCGAAUAGGAGAUCAUAAUCCGACAAGUGUCUUCAUUCGCGGCGAAAUGCUACAGUAGGUCCGACAAACCCGUGCACAUCUUAGGAAUUCUACAUAGUUCGGUUUUUUUAUAACUUGAGAACUUACUUAUUAAGCAUUUGACUGCAUCACGAACCUUCAGUUUUAGAGGACUUUAAAAGUGAAAUAAAACAAGU
Topomyia yanbarensis is the source of this 3031-nucleotide messenger RNA. Its product is annotated as V-type proton ATPase 116 kDa subunit a 1-like. Gene Ontology annotation, biological process: proton transmembrane transport; vacuolar acidification. The transcript is spliced from 7 exons. Lineage: Eukaryota; Metazoa; Arthropoda; Insecta; Diptera; Culicidae. Gene Ontology annotation, molecular function: ATPase binding; proton-transporting ATPase activity, rotational mechanism. Gene Ontology annotation, cellular component: plasma membrane; vacuolar proton-transporting V-type ATPase, V0 domain; vacuolar proton-transporting V-type ATPase complex. The coding region runs from base 356 to 2845 and encodes 829 amino acids. The record is from RefSeq and is a predicted model, not a curated record.